Fusarium keratoplasticum is the source of this 1287-nucleotide messenger RNA. RefSeq lists its product as uncharacterized. Bases 1 to 1287 code for a protein of 428 amino acids. The transcript has a single exon. NCBI's taxonomy places the organism in Eukaryota, Fungi, Ascomycota, Sordariomycetes, Hypocreales, Nectriaceae. The record is from RefSeq and is a predicted model, not a curated record.
AUGUCCGAACCAUGCAUCUCGCACCGGCCAUUGAGGUCUCGCUUCCAUGGCAUUCCGCGCAAGCUCACCCACUGCGCAGCGGACCAUCUUUCACGAGACAACUCUGACUACCAACAUCGACUAGACAGGGGAAUUGAAGAAUACACACACCAUGGGCUCGCCGAAUCCCACUUCGAUGGCGUGGUAUGGAGGGACGACGGGCUACGCCUUCACGAGCUGUCCAAGAUACCCAGCUCUGCGUCACAUAUUCGCUCUGUCAAGUUUAACUUGACCCGCGUGGAUCGGGACAUGUUCCAGACAGCUCUCGCUGAGAUCAAGGAUCCCCAGAAACGGGCAGAGGCAAAUUUGCUUUACCGUUUAAGUCAGGGCGAAGCCACAGAGCCCGUUGCCUUCCCAAGGAAGUUGGUUGCUGCCGCCUUGAGGGACCUACCCAACCUCGAAUCCGUCACCUUCACCUGGGUUGAGUGUCCAUGGAAGAAACACAUGGCGGCUGACGGUCCCUCUUUCGAGGAGGAAUCACUGGCCAGAGCUGGCAAGGAGGUGUUCAAGACGCAGCAGGCCAUUAUCGAGGCGCUACGAGAGCGCAACCUUCCUCUCAAGAGCCUAACCCUGGAACCCUUCAUGCCUCAAUGCGUGCUUGCCCUCUCAUCCUUUGAUCCAACUGUCUCGACUGUUUUUGGGUCUAUUACCAGGCUGACGCUCAAACUGGACUAUGGUGUUUCCGGAUUCAAGCCCAACUAUCUCAGCUAUUUCAUAUCCCUGAUGCCCAACAUCCAUCAUCUGAGCAUCCACGCUUGGUCGGUCAAGGAUGAAGCAUCCGGCAUUGACUUUUGCACAAAGACGAAACUGCGACAUCUGGAGAGUAUCGACUUGUCCUGCCUCAAGAUCAAAUAUGGCACGCUUGCCAAGUUCUUCUCGGAUCAUGGAUCAACGAUCACACGGGUCAACCUGGACAAUCUGUUUUUGUGGUGCGAACCGGCCGGCAAGUGGAAUCUCGGCUGGGAUGAUAUGUUGCUGGACAUGAGAGACAGUUUGAUAGCCCUGCAGAGGAUCAGCCUCAGCGGGACCUUUACAAAUGAUGCUGGUCAAAAUCAGGUGUUCCUCAGACGGAACGGCUCUGGCGUACGUGCCCGUGGGCUGCGUCACUUCUCUUCGAGGGAUGAGUUCGCACCUCUUGAGAGCUGUAUGCUGGCGAAUCUGGAGAGUGUCGCGUGUCCCCGACAACACCACCGAAAUGCGAAAAAGCGAACCCGGGAAUUGCUUACGCCAUCCCCCGACAGCUAUUAA